This is a messenger RNA of Cyphellophora europaea CBS 101466, 96 nucleotides long. RefSeq lists its product as uncharacterized. The transcript has a single exon. The record is from RefSeq and is a predicted model, not a curated record. NCBI's taxonomy places the organism in Eukaryota, Fungi, Ascomycota, Eurotiomycetes, Chaetothyriales, Cyphellophoraceae. Bases 1 to 96 code for a protein of 31 amino acids.
AUGGAAUCGAUUUCCUUUUGGCCUCUCAGCCGCAUGCGACUUCUGUGGCCUUGCAGCAAUGCCUGUCCAGAACUAUGUCACUCUGUCACUCGCUAG